UGGAGUAAUAGAACAAACGGGUUUUGAGGCUCCUGGAGUUAAGGGAAAAUCAAAACAAGACAAGUAUCGCCAUCAUGAGCUUAUCUGCACCCUCAACUACUGUUGCCAUACAGAAUGAAACAAUGACCACCAAAUCUCUCGUGAACACGACCGUAUUAUUUUCUGCCGUCUUCAUUCAGAAUGAGACAACCACCGCCGCCGACGACAUGAACAGCACGUCGAUUCCUACAACUAUGACCACACAUGUGUAUGAAAAUGCCGCACCCGUUUCACUUUUGUUUAUCUUUGGAGUCGUUGGAAAUGCUAUAGCUCUCACGGUUUUAUGUUGUUCCGCAAAAACACACAAAUGGCGCCCGUUUUACCGGUACGUAUGCGGUCUGGCAAUUUCCGAUGGCGGGGGGAUAUUAGCAUCUUACCCCUUUGCACUGUAUCGUUACAUCUCUAAGUUUAAUUAUGAAUUCCCGACACCGCUGUGCGCGUACCUCGGCUUCGUGUUCAUGUUUACUCUGAUGUCUUCAGCCAUGAUCGUCUGCUGUAUGUCAUUUGACCGAUUUUUUGCUACUUUUUACCCUUUCCUUUACAAUUCUCCCCGGAGAGAAUUCCGGACCAACUUCACACUGGGUGUAGUGUGGUUUCUAGCAGGAAUUAUCAGUAGCCUUCAUCUGUAUGGGCUGGGAUCAAGCAAAAACAUAUAUCCCGGAUCAUGGUGUUUUCUGAACUUUAUUGAAUUAGGUCCUAUCGACCCGAAAUCCACACAGAACAUUAUCUACUCCUACAUAUACGCAACAACUGGCGUGAUUGUUGUUCUGAUGACCAUUAUGAUAAACACAGCGGUCAUUUUCUUCUUCGUUAGGAACAAAGUUGGCGGGAAGAGAUCACGCAAACGAGAUCUACACGUCAUUGUUUUCCUGCUGGUAAUUGUUACCGUGUUUACCUCAUGCUGGGCUCCUCUUAUGGUAAACAUUCUCCAACAUGCUUCUGGUUCUAUUACUGGGGAGGGGACUACGGAACUUAACCUUUUGCGCAUGGGUGUGACGAAUUCGGUGGUGGAUCCCUGGAUAUACAUUCUAUUCCGGAAGGAGGUCAUCCUGCUCGUCAUAAGUGGUCUAGAACGUUUGACUGGAAGGAAAUACAAAAUCAAACAGGAAUUGUCAGGACUUUCAGGAACUGGUGACUCAAACAAAACGUCUACUGCUGUUUACAAAACUCCUGCUACAGACACACUGGAUACGCCCACUUCUACAACAACUACACAUGUAUCAGAUGAUGGUGGCGUUUACAGAGGAUGAUAAAAUGAUCGGCUUACCCUUUAUACAGUACACUUUUUUGAAAACGAUCUUUAAAAAGCCGUAACGGUUCUUUCGGUAUCUCAUAAUGUUUUCCAACAUUUUAUUUCAUGGAAUUAUCAAAACCAAAAUUUUGCCCAAUGUAUCUGAUUUCCUCGUUUUAUAUUGUGACAUAGAGAAAAUUCCCUGUUAUCUUUGGCAAAUAUAUUAAGAUGUCUGCAACACAAGUGAACUAUAUAAACGUGCAACUUCGUACUAAAACGCCAGAAUGAAAGGUGAAAAUAACGAACAGUGAUCAAUGUCAUAACUCUUAUAAGCAAUACAAAAUAGAUAGCUGGGCAAACACGGACCCCUGGACACACCAGAGGUGAAGUGAUUUUUUCAAGAAAAGGUAUCGGUCAUACCAAAUUGACACAUUUGUUAAAUACUUAACAGAAGACUUCAAUCUGAAUGUAUAUUUUGUGACUGUCUGUUAACCAUACGCCACAUCCUUUUAGAAUGUACCAAUUUUUCGCUCAUUCGAAAUAGACCCUUUGAUAAUGUGCAAUCAAUGCAAGAGCUUUUUACAAAAAUCAAUAAUUAGAUUUUAUAAAAUGUUUGCAAGAAUGUGAUUUUUUUACAGUAAUAAGUACUUUUUAUUUUACUUUUUAUAUAUACCUGAAAUGUUAUACCCUUUACCUGUUUAUAUAUUUCAACUUUUACGUUCAUCGGAAAUGACGUUGAUCGCUUCUCUGGUUUUUUUUUUUUAUAAAGAUUACAUACAUACAAUAACACAUGUGUUUCACCUUUUUGUGGCAGAAAUUUGGCCAUCUUUUCUUGUUUCGGUUUUAUAAUGUAGUACUGUGCGGCACUCCUUCCUUUCAAGUUUGUGAGGAUUAUGUAAUAUGUUUGUAAUAAAGCCAGUUUGGUCUAGUUGGUCUCUGUGAUUAGCCUCCCAGUGUUUCAUAACUAUGCUCUUAUUACGUCAUUUUUUUCAAUAAAUAACAAUUACGAAAAGUCCUGUUGUUCGAGCAAAAUAAUAAUGAUAACUAACUUCAUUGAAGGCAGCAUGCUUAUAACAGGCGUUUCGAGAAGUGUACUUAAAUAGUAAUUCAUGUGAAAAAAUUACUUUAAGUAAAGUUUGUUAAAGUAUAACACAUGUGCACCUUUCCCCUCAUUUGCCCCCACCCACCCCGUCAUAUAAAUACAUUCCGCUCCCGGUGACCCUUGCAUUUUACAGCUACCCAAUCAUUAACUAGUCUUUUCAUUAUCUUUUGUCGAGAGUUUUUCGUGCAACCCACCUCCAUCCCAGCUGGUUCUCUUUGUACCACCUUUUUGCUUUCCGUUAUGUACAAUUGUAUUUAUGUUUGGCAGAAUUUUGGCUACUCUUUUGCUUACCGUUAUGUACAAUAUUGUAUUAAUGUUUGGCAGAAUGUUGGCCACCUUUUUACUUACCGUUAUGUACAAUAUUGUAUUUAUGUUGGGCAGGAUUUCGGCCACCUUUUUGCUUCGGUUUUAUAAUCUAGUACAAAGAGGAAAGAGUCCUUUUAUUGAUUGAUUGAUUGAUUGUAUAUUAUUUAACGUCCCUCUUAAGAAGUUUUCAAUCAUGUGGAGACGUCUGUUUCUUUUUUGUUCACAGUGAUUAUGUAACAUGUUUGUAGUAAGACCAGUGUGGACUACAUUGUAGAUGGUUAUAUUAUAUGUAGUGUGAUUGACCUUCCAGUUGUUCACAACUAUGCUCUUAUUACAUCAUUUCCAAUAAAUGUUAAUAAAGGAAA
Messenger RNA from Ostrea edulis (European flat oyster), 3043 nucleotides. RefSeq names its product thromboxane A2 receptor-like. Gene Ontology annotation, molecular function: G protein-coupled receptor activity. Gene Ontology annotation, cellular component: plasma membrane. Gene Ontology annotation, biological process: inflammatory response; adenylate cyclase-activating G protein-coupled receptor signaling pathway; positive regulation of cytosolic calcium ion concentration. NCBI's taxonomy places the organism in Eukaryota, Metazoa, Mollusca, Bivalvia, Ostreida, Ostreidae. The record is from RefSeq and is a predicted model, not a curated record. The coding region runs from base 75 to 1289 and encodes 404 amino acids. The transcript has 2 exons.